CAGGCGGCUCCUCGCCGCGCACCAGUGGGCCGGGCCGCGCACUCGCACCGCCGUCCCUCGCGUCCGCAGGCGCCGCUCUCAGCCUCUCCCGCCGCCGUCGGAGCCGGAGCCGGAGCCGCCAUGCAGCCCGCGCGCGCCCCGCUGCUCCCGCCGCUGCUGCUGCUGCUGCUCGCGGCGCCUGUCUGGGCGCAGCUGCCCCGGGCCGCCCGCUCGCCGGCCGCCCCCGCCGGGUGCCCCGAGCGCUGCGACCCCGCGCGCUGCCCGCGGCUGCCGGGACCCUGCGAGGCCGGCCGCGUCCGCGACGCCUGCGGCUGCUGCGAGGUGUGCGGCGCGCCCGAGGGCGCCGAGUGCGGCCCGCAGGAGGGCCCGUGCGGCGAGGGGCUGCAGUGCGUGGUGCCCUUCGGGGUGCCCGCCUCGGCCACGGUGCGGCGGCGCGCGCAGCCCGGCCUCUGCGUGUGCGCCAGCGCCGAGCCCGUGUGCGGCAGCGACGCCAACACCUACGCCAACCUGUGCCGCCUGCGCGCUGCCAGCCGCCGCGCCGAGAGCCUGCAGCGGCCGCCGGUCAUCGUCCUGCAGCGCGGCGCCUGCGGCCCAGGGCAGGAAGACCCCAACAGUUUGCGCCAUAAAUACAACUUCAUCGCCGACGUGGUGGAGAAGAUCGCCCCCGCCGUCGUCCACAUCGAGCUGUUCCGCAAGCUCCCCUUUUCUAAGAGGGAGGUGCCGGUGGCCAGCGGCUCCGGGUUCAUCGUGUCCGAGGACGGGCUGAUCGUGACCAACGCCCACGUGGUGACCAACAAGCACCGGGUCAAGGUGGAGCUGAAGGACGGCGCCACCUACGAGGCCAAGAUCAAGGACGUGGACGAGAAGGCGGACAUCGCGCUCAUCAAGGUCGACCACGAGGGGAAGCUGCCGGUGCUGCUGCUGGGCCGCUCCUCGGAGCUGCGGCCGGGCGAGUUCGUGGUCGCCAUCGGGAGCCCGUUCUCCCUGCAGAACACGGUCACCACCGGCAUCGUCAGCACCACGCAGCGCGGCGGCAAGGAGCUGGGGCUGCGCAACUCGGACAUGGACUACAUCCAGACGGACGCCAUCAUCAACUACGGGAACUCGGGCGGCCCCCUGGUGAACCUGGACGGCGAAGUGAUCGGCAUCAACACCCUGAAGGUGACGGCCGGCAUCGCCUUUGCGAUCCCAUCGGACAAGAUUAAAAAGUUCCUCACGGAGUCCCACGACCGACAGGCCAAAGGCAAAGCCGUCACCAAAAAGAAGUACAUUGGCAUCCGGAUGCUCUCGCUCACGUCCAGCAGCAAGGCCAAGGAGCUGAGGGACCACCACCGAGACUUCCCGGACGUGCUCUCGGGGGCGUACAUCAUCGAAGUCAUUCCUGACACGCCAGCGGAAGCCGGCGGCCUCAAGGAGCAGGACGUCAUCAUCAGCAUCAACGGGCAGCCCGUGGCCUCCGCCAGCGACGUCAGCGACGUCAUCCGCAAGGAGAGCACCCUCAACAUGGUCGUCCGCAGGGGCAACGAGGACGUCAUGCUCACCGUGGUCCCCGAGGAGAUCGACCCGUAGCCGGCGGGAGCGGGAGCGGCGCGUGCUCCUCACAGACCCUCCGCGCCCGACGCGGUGCCGGGCCGGGCCGGGGCCACCCUGCUGCUGGCUCGGCCGGGACGCGGGCGGCCCACGCCUCCUGGGUGUUCGCAGGCCACGCCGAUGCCCGCGUGGGACCCGCCUCCCGCCCGCGUGCACGCCGCGCCCUUCCUCUUGCCGCUUGGGCCGUGCCUGCUUCGAGCGUCACCGGGGUCGCCUCUCUACCUGCUCAGCGUCCUGGUGCCAGGAAGGCCGUCGAUGGUCCGCGUGGAUGAGAGGGCGGCCCGGGAGCCGCACGUGCGUGCUGUCCUCCAUGUCAGCACCCGGAGGAGGCGCGGCGGGACCGCGGGCGGGUGGCCGUGGCUUCAGGACCGCGGGACCAGGCGAGUGACCGACGCAGCUAUUAAAGUUCUUCUUCAUGCUCUG
Messenger RNA from Myotis daubentonii (Daubenton's bat), 2013 nucleotides. RefSeq names its product HtrA serine peptidase 1 (gene HTRA1). Lineage: Eukaryota; Metazoa; Chordata; Mammalia; Chiroptera; Vespertilionidae. Gene Ontology annotation, biological process: positive regulation of apoptotic process; programmed cell death; proteolysis. The record is from RefSeq and is a predicted model, not a curated record. Gene Ontology annotation, cellular component: extracellular region. Gene Ontology annotation, molecular function: protein binding; serine-type endopeptidase activity.